Molecule: messenger RNA, 1767 nt
Organism: Didymodactylos carnosus
Lineage: Eukaryota; Metazoa; Rotifera; Eurotatoria; Philodinida; Philodinidae
Source: the annotation of a GenBank genome assembly
AUGGAACGUCAACCGCAUGCGUUUUCGCGUUACUUGGAGUUAUCAAGUUACGAACUAUUGCAAUUGAUUUUGAAUUGGGUGUUUCCAAUGUAUAUACCAAGAAUUAUUGGUAGAGGUUGUUUAUUUCAUUUUGGACAAAGUCUAUAUCGUAAAUUUGUUGAUCUUGGUUUAAAAACACAAUACAAAGAUGACGAAAACCUUUGUGAUUGGUUCAGAUCUUUUGCAGCAUUAUCGUUAUUACCAUUAAAGCAUAUGUUAUGGGGUUUGCAGUGCCUAAUUCGUACGCGAUCAGACUAUCCAGGUAUUCAAGGAUUUAUUGAUUAUUAUAAUAAUACAUAUGGACCAUUCAGUCGAUUUCCGCCUCAUAUGUAUAACCAUUAUCGUAAUAUAACACCUCGAACAAUUAAUUAUUUGGAAGGUCGACAUUCUCGAAACCUAUACGAAACCUAUACUUACUGUUCUUGUGGUGAUUUCUUAAUUUUUUAGAAAUUAGUAUAUAUACAGCCUGUUUAUCAACUUUGUUUGUAGUAGUUUUUCCAUAUGUCUGAUUAAGACAUUUUCAAGGUCGAAACGUUAUAAUUUCAUUAAUUGAAAUAAACAAAGAGUUUUUAUAUAAUUAUUUUAACUUAUCAUGACCUUUCUUACACGACUUAAAUGCCUUUCAAGAUGGCAUCCUCAAAAGUGGUAGAGAUUCCGAACAGCGUUCACAAUACUAAGUAUAUUAUAUUGAUUAGAAAAAGAAUAUUUCAUGAGCACAUGCGUAGUAAAACAUAGUUAGUUAACACACAUCAAAAUAAAAUGAUUACAUAAUUGGACUGAUAUUCAAAAAUUAAAAACAGUUCGUGCAUGUUUCAAAUAUGCAUCAAGGGGCGUAUGCUCGUAGGCAUGUACCAUGUUCGCGAUACGAAUAUCAAUCUUUUCUUGCUUUGAACUUUGAUUACUUGUGAUUAUUCCCCCUUCCAAUUGAGUAGCAGUUAUCAUGGAAUUGUUCUCUUCGCGUUGAAGAUGUUGAGCAAGUUUGUAGAUGGAUGGAUGGUCGAUAUUCAACGUAUGCUAAAGUAAAAUGUUUUGGCUGAUAAAUGAAUCACAGGAAUUAUAAUACUUACAUUAAACGCACUAUUCCAGCUUUCAAUGGCAUUAUUUGCCCUUGGAAGGUUUGCAUGAACCCGAUCGUACACAUUCCAGAAACUGAUAGCAUAACGAGGCUGAUCACGACGUACGGUACAUGAAACAGUAGUAGCAGCAUUUGCUCGCCGUGUCGGUGCUCGUAGAGUUCCAAUGAAAUUGUUUUCAAAAUAUGAAUAAAAAUCUGAAAGGAAAUUGUAAACAAAGGCUAGCACAGGACCAAUAUCUAGUGGAUCCUUUUAAGGUGCAGGAAAUGCAAAAGGUAAACAGAAAAUUGCUUGGGUAGCAUCAUACAUAGUUGGAUAGAGCUCGGCGAGCUGAUCAAGAAUAUGUCCUUUUUAGACUUCUUCGAUCAUGUUUUGGCCGAGAAAUCUUUAAAAUACAAGUUACUUGUCAAAAAAUGAAAAUUUGACCUAUAACUUCAUAAAUUCAAUAAUUCUUCCGUUUACACUGAUCGAAAAUUUCUAAAACUCUUCUCUAAAAAAUUUCUUAUUCGGAUUGAGCAUCAAAAACUGAGUUUAUCUAUAUAUGUUUAAGCGAAUUUGGUUACCAUUCUCUUCCUCAACAAGCUCCACCAUGACCCACAAGAAGCAGAGUGAUCCUUGGAUCUCGCAAACCUAUAUAGUCUUUUGUUUCAAGAGC